AUGUCCGCAAUUACAGCACGCAAACGUCUGACUGUAACUGUGGUUUAUCAGCCUCACUGGGAUGAUUUAAUGGUGGUUGAAGAAAACAAGCAUACCAUCUUGGGCUGCCACGAUACAACAGUGAGAGGUGACAUAUCCAUUAACUGGAUGGUGAAGUCAAUUGGUGCGGAUGAAUGGAAACUGGUUCUGUCAGCCAGUGAAAAGAACACGUUCUCUGGUGGCUCUUCAAAGCUAUCCAUGCGGCUGAUUGACAGUAACUUCGAAGACACAGGUGUUUUCUCGCUGUCUUUUCUGCCCACCAAGGAGGACGGUGGUCUCUACAUGUGCUUAGUAAAGAAAAAUGCGAAGAAAAUCAAAGAGAAAAUCAUUCUCUUGGCCGUUCUUACAGUCUACAUCUACCCCAGUUCACCCGUCCCCCAGCACAGCACCCUGCGUCUGAUUGCCAGAGUUUCUCCUGACAUGGCCGCAACUAAUAUCACCUGGACAGCGCCUGGCGACAUUCCCAUUAGAAGCGAGAAAAUGCCAAACACGGGCACGGUGGCUAAACUGCCACAGGUCAACAACGCAGACGGCGGGAUCUUUGUUUGUACAGUCUACCCCUUGAGUAACAGCGCCAAAGUGUGGACUGCAGAUGUGAAUGUGGCUGUUGCCGCUGACAAAGUGGCCUCAUUCACCAAUAUAACACACAGGCCAAGGAUCUUCACUGCCAUUCAGGCUCAGGCAUCCUUUCUCCUGACCUGUCCCAGUGUCCAGGGGGACUAUGUCUUUCUAUACUGGCUUCCACCAAAUGCCAGUAAUCGCGUCAAAAUGAAGUUAGUGUUCCAGUAUGACCGCUGGAGGGGUUCCACCUUACAGACGGAGCAAAGCAAGAAGUUCCAGCUGGCUGGCCCACCCUACAAUGCAGAGGCUGGGAGCUUCUCCUUCCUACUUAACCCUGAGUUGAAAGAUGGUGGCCUCUACGUCUGUGAAGUGUUUCAGAAUGACAACGCCUUCAGCCAGUGGACAACACUCAGCGUCCUGAAAGUAAAAACCAGCCAUCGUUCCUCUAGCUUGGAGUUGAUGUGUCUGUACUCGGAGCUUUCCCAGGUUCAAAGUGUUGACUGGAAACAUCACAACAAAAGUCGCCGGCUGCAGCUGUCAUCCAGCAGCCCAGGGAGAGUCACCACCACCCUGCCAUUACCCAUCACCCCCGAUGUGGCAGGAAACUACACCUGCACGCUGAAGCUGAAAAAUGGCCAGGUCAUCCGGAUAAAGCAAACUAUCACAGUGCCUACUAAAGAGCGUGUCACCUCUUCCAUGCCCCCUUCUCUCUUUGCGUUAUUACUCCUGGUGCCCCUGGUUGCUGCAGCUGUCGGUGUGUUGCUAUGGAGACAGAAACACAUUUCUGAUCGCGGUAUUGAGCAGUCUCUGUCUGUGCAUUCGGGUGAAGCAGAGAACAUCUAUGAGAAUCCUGAGGAUAUCAGACAGGCUCCUCCCCAGGGUUCAGUCUACAUGGAUUUGAAGCCAAGAGGAGAGGAUGAUGUCUAUAAGGAAUUGGAGCGAUACGAGCAGUGUCAGGGUUGA
Cololabis saira (Pacific saury) is the source of this 1563-nucleotide messenger RNA. RefSeq names its product g6f-like (gene g6fl). Gene Ontology annotation, biological process: positive regulation of ERK1 and ERK2 cascade; interleukin-15-mediated signaling pathway; T cell activation. The transcript has 11 exons. The coding region runs from base 1 to 1563 and encodes 520 amino acids. Gene Ontology annotation, cellular component: membrane raft; external side of plasma membrane. NCBI's taxonomy places the organism in Eukaryota, Metazoa, Chordata, Actinopteri, Beloniformes, Belonidae. The record is from RefSeq and is a predicted model, not a curated record. Gene Ontology annotation, molecular function: protein tyrosine kinase binding; MHC class II protein binding.